CACUCCAGAACGCAGAGCCCCCUCCGAGUUCUCAUUUCCAUGGACUUUUAAGAAAAAAAGUUUAGCAGGAAGAUGAUGGCACACACCUUUAAUCCUAGCACUCAGGAGGCAGAGGCUAGCUUGGUCUACAGAGCGAGUUCCAGGAGAUAGGUUCUCUCAAUGGCUCAUUACUUACUAAGUACUAAAACUGACCUUGAAUUCACAGAGACCUGCCUUCCUCUACCUCCCCAAUGCUGGGUCUAAAAGUGUGCACCCCCACAUACAGGUGCGGUGCUUUAUUUUAUUUUGGUUGAUGGCUAAUAUGGGAGGGACCAGAUCACUGUGGGCACGUGGGCUGGUGGUCCUGGGUGCCAUAUGAAAAGAAGCUGAGAAAGUAAUGUGAUAAACAUUGUCUUCUAUGACCUUUGCACCAAUUCCUGCCCUGACUUCCUUCAAUGAUGGAUUAUAAUACGGAAGUGUAAGCAAAAUAAACCCUUUCCUCCCCAAGAAUGGUGGUUCAUCAUGGCAAUAGAAACUCUGAGACAGGCCAGUGAAACUAUGCCUCAAAGAAAGUGAACCAGACCAGGUUCCUGAAGAUGACAUCAGAAAUUGUUCUCUGAAGCCCGGCGUGGUGGCACACACCUUUAAUCCCAGCCCUUGGGAGGCAGAGGCAGGCAGAUUUCUGAGUUUGAGGCCAGCCUAGUCUACAGAGUGAGUUCCAGGACAGUAGGACAGUCAGGGCUAUACAGAGAAACCCUGUCUCAAAAAACCGAAAGAAAGAAAGAAAGAAAGAGAGAGAGAAAUAAAUAAAUAAAUAAAUUGUUCUCUGGUCUACACACAUGCACACACUAAAUAUGUUUUUAAAGACUUUUAUUGUUUGUAUGUAUGUGUAUUCUACAUGUGUGUAGGUAUCCAAGGAGACCAGAAGGUAUUAGAUCCACUGGAACUAACUAGUGGUUAUGAACCACCAGAUAUAGGUGCUGGGAAUAAAAGUCAGAACAUCUGGAAGAUCAGUGAGUCACUGAGCCAUGGAGUCGCUGACUCCAGUCUCUGGAAGCCCCCAAAUCAGUUUUUAAAUCCCUGAAUCCUAAGGCCUUUUUUUGGGUUCUCAAUCUGUGCUGAAGAAAGCUAUAUAAUUCACUCCUUUAAAGAUUUGUGUGUCUGUGUGUGCCCAAGUGUAUGUUCAUGUACUGAUUUAUUCAGGUGACUCUGGAGGCCAGAAGAGAACACUGGAAUUCCUGGAGCUGGAGUUGUGGGUGGUUUUUCCAAGACAAGAAUUUUACUAUGCAGCCCUGGCUGGCCUGGAGCUCACUCUGUAGACCAGGCUGGCCUUGAACUCAAAGAUUGGAUUGUCUCUGCCUCCAGAAUGCUGGGAUUAAAGGUGUAGUUUUGCCUCAUUGGAGUCUACCCUCAUUUAUCAGGCCCUUUAAAGCUAUUAAGCUCUGUACUCCAGCGUUUUGGCUCGAUGCUGACACCUGCUGGUCACGCAUGGCUCAGCAGCCCUAACCUUGGCACCUACCUCCUGCCUGCUCUGGCUGGGGCAGUCUGUGCCAAUCUUACCUUCUAGGGCCUGAAGAUGCUUGUAUAAUGCUGUUCUACUACACCACUCGAUGAUCUUUCAGUACUUCCCUCACUGUCUCUCACAUUAAAAUCUGGACUCUGCACGGUUUUCAGUACCACAAAAAUAUUAGGCAGCAAGAAAGAAGCAGACCUUUUAUUAGGUGGAGGUGUGUAAAUCCGUCCUUGCCACUUCAGAGUUGGUGCUUCCUACAGAAUUCCAUUCCUUUUGACCUUUGUCUUAUUUCUAGGUGGCUCUUGGGACACUGGACUUCUUGGUGACAGUGAUGAUGAACCGGAGGUGGAGAGUAGAUAGGCGGGGCCUGGGGUGGGGCUAGACCAAAGGGCCUCUUAGGAGCUUCUCCAUUCUGUGAGCUCUCAGAAACAUCCAAGGCCAGACUGGCACCCAGCACACGGCAGUGACUGAUCACACACCGACCGCAAGCACCAUGGAGUCCUUCAGCUCAAAGAGUCUGGCACUACAAGCGGAGAAGAAGCUGCUGAGUAAAAUGGCUGGUCGGUCCGUGGCGCAUCUCUUUAUCGACGAGACCAGCAGCGAGGUGCUAGACGAGCUUUACCGCGUGUCCAAAGAAUACACGCACAGCCGGCCCAAGGCACAGCGGGUGAUCAAAGACCUCAUCAAGGUAGCGGUUAAAGUGGCUGUGCUGCACCGCAGUGGCUGCUUUGGCCCUGGGGAGCUGGCUCUGGCUACACGAUUUCGUCAGAAGCUACGGCAGGGCGCCAUGACCGCACUUAGCUUCGGUGAGGUGGACUUCACCUUUGAGGCUGCCGUGCUAGCAGGUCUGCUCGUCGAGUGCCGGGACAUUCUGCUGGAGCUGGUGGAGCACCACCUCACACCCAAGUCACAUGACCGCAUCAGGCACGUGUUUGAUCACUACUCUGACCCCGACCUGCUGGCUGCCCUCUAUGGGCCUGACUUCACUCAGCACCUUGGCAAGAUCUGUGAUGGGCUCCGGAAGCUGCUGGACGAGGGCAAGCUCUGAAGCUCCGGAGCUCAGCACACUGGACUUUGGCAAAAUGACUGACUGGGAAAUGACACAUCGGGCUCUCUAACCCUGCACCAAUGCUUCUCGAUCCCCUGGCUUCACUCUCUCCCAAGAGUGCUAUAGACACUGAGGCCACCCCCACCCCCAAACUACUGCUGGGGCAAAGCAAGGCUGAACUGAGUGAGGCGGCUCUCGCUCCCAUCCAGUUCCAGUAAAGGAAACAGCUGACUGAAGAAGAAGUGAAACUCAGGUCCGCUUCUCCCGGGAGGGCUGCCCAGAACCAGGGGAUCCUCCUCCUCCACAAACCCGAGGAAGGGGACACUAAAGGCCACACGCAGGAAGGUGGUCAUUAGAGACCUCCUGGAUCUAGAGUUGGAGGCAGCACUAGGACACAUACAGACGCUGUGUUCCAGAGCUUCUAGAAGGAGCUGGGGGAAGGGAGGCACAGGGGAAAUAAAACCACUAAAGCAUG
Mus musculus (house mouse) is the source of this 3015-nucleotide messenger RNA. RefSeq names its product tumor necrosis factor, alpha-induced protein 8-like 2 (gene Tnfaip8l2). Gene Ontology annotation, cellular component: lysosome; cytoplasm; nucleus. The record is from RefSeq and is a predicted model, not a curated record. The transcript has 2 exons. Gene Ontology annotation, biological process: regulation of apoptotic process. The coding region runs from base 1986 to 2540 and encodes 184 amino acids. NCBI's taxonomy places the organism in Eukaryota, Metazoa, Chordata, Mammalia, Rodentia, Muridae.